Fomitopsis serialis is the source of this 885-nucleotide messenger RNA. RefSeq lists its product as uncharacterized. The record is from RefSeq and is a predicted model, not a curated record. The transcript has 2 exons. Bases 1 to 885 code for a protein of 294 amino acids. NCBI's taxonomy places the organism in Eukaryota, Fungi, Basidiomycota, Agaricomycetes, Polyporales, Fomitopsidaceae.
AUGGACGACAACGGCCGCUUCGCCCACAUCAUCCCGCUACUCAACGAGAUACUCCCCAUGCUCACGAACCUCGAGCAUUUGGAUCACAACUUGCACGCCUGUAUCGGCGACCCACCUCUCUACGCCACAUUGCUUAGCACGCUCUCAGAGUGCUCGUUCAAGCUGAAGAAACUCCAGUGCUUCGUAAACUACGAUGGACAGCUUCUUCAAUUCCUCAGACGGCAGGCGGACCUAGAGUUCUUCAACGUCAGGGCUCUGUCGUUCGAGCUGCCCGACUGGGAGAUGCCACAAGACGUCCUCCCCCGUCUCAAGUACCUGCAGACCGACUAUGACUUCUUCUUGAACGUCAUUCCCGCCCCGCGCAUGAUAACGCACCUCAGCCUUUGCUGUUUCCCUACGGAUGUUCGGGACUCCAAGCUCGACGCGGUGCUCCAGAUUCUCCAGCACCAGCUCGUAAGCCUCAGAUGCAACCGGUAUACGGAUCGACGAUUUCCGAUCUGGCCUCCGUCGGAUGUACUCGCACACAAGACCAUGCCGACACUCAGGUUCCUUGAAGUCAACGAGACCGUGGCCGGUAUAUUCCUACCGUCCUCGCGCAACUCAGUCGGGCCAAAUAUUGCGUUGAACACGCUUGUUUGGUCUGCGUGCUGGCGUCCCGAGCCGCACAGGGAUGUCACCUUGCUCGACAGGCUCAAUCGACUUGACAAUGUCCGUCACUGGGCACAGAAAGUCCUCUGCGAAUGCCACUCUUUAUGUCGCUUCUUCUACGUGGAGCGCAACACAGAUCAAGCUCCUUUUGUUAUACUCUUCACGUUGUCGGCCAAUAGCGAGCUGGAAGAGGAGGAGAAGGGAGAGAAGGACUUACCACUCUGGUCUGAUAACUGA